Messenger RNA from Suillus bovinus, 1188 nucleotides. RefSeq lists its product as uncharacterized. The transcript has 6 exons. The coding region runs from base 1 to 1188 and encodes 395 amino acids. NCBI's taxonomy places the organism in Eukaryota, Fungi, Basidiomycota, Agaricomycetes, Boletales, Suillaceae. The record is from RefSeq and is a predicted model, not a curated record.
AUGCACCAGCGAAGUCAAAAGGAUGAGGAUAGGACAUGGUAUGGUAACUUGCGAGGUUCAGAUGGGUCUUGGAACACGAGAACUGCCUGCGGAAGGUUCGGACAAGUGCGCGUGGCCUUCGGAAGGUCAAGGGAGGUCGGGGAAUGGUAUGAAUACUUAGUGAAAAUUCUGCGAAUUUGGGCGCACAUGACCAAAGUUCCAACAAGGGAAAUGAUGCGGGGUUCGGUGGUUCGGCGAAUUUCCUCUGUUAACCCAGAUGCCGAGCACAUCAUGUGCACAUUCCUUGCUCUCGUCGUUGAGCUCGACCAGCUCUUGGCAAUCAUUCCAGAGGAGGACACUCCCUUCCUCGACAAGGAAGUUUGGUGCCAUGACUGGUCCAAGUUUUUCGGAGAUAACUUCUCCUCUUGCCAGAAGGAGGCAAAGGAGAAGGGUGUGACUCUCCCAAUGUCUGGCAAAAUCGCUGCGAAGGGCAAUGCCUGCGUUGCCGCCCUUCCGAAGGUUCAAGAUGCAGUUUGUGCGAUGAAGGAGGAGGCCGCCAAGCAGGCCAAGGCAAAGGCUACAGAGGAGGAACGGGUGAGGCUCGCGGAGGAGGAAUGGAAGAGGUUGGCGAGCGAGGAAGCGGCGAGGAAUGUUGCCAAGGAGGAGACUACGGCACCGGAUGAGGAGGAGAAGGAGUCAUCCGAGGAGGAGGAGGAGGGGGAAGAUGGUGAUGCGGAAGCAUCAGGCGACCGACAGGUCGCAUGUCGACCAAAUCUACGCCGGCAAUCCGGUACUCUAAGCGGUGCGCUUGCUGCGAGUGGCAGAAUUCCGCCUGCUUUGGUUUGGCGGGCCAGAGCUGCCAACCGUGCAAGAGAGCGCACGUCUGAAGGCAAGAAGGCUGUGGCGGCAACUCUGGCGCCGGUUGCUGGGCCUUUUCGCCCCGCAGCUGUUCCGGUGGCGUGGGCCAUCUCUAUCUCAGAGGACGAUCACGUCGCGCCUCGCCUGGUCGCAAGAGGCUCGAAGAGGAAGGCCGUGGAAGCAUUGGAGGAGGAGGUGGAGACUUUGGAUGAGGUGGAUGAGGCUUUGCAGAAGCAGUUCGAGGUGAUGGAGGCCAAGUGUGUUCAGGCGGAGGGGAUAGUGAGGGAGAUGUGGAUCGGCAUGGACCUUAUCGCUAGAAUGAUCACGAAGCGGUGCCGCAUGCACAAGUAG